Molecule: messenger RNA, 3046 nt
Organism: Psammomys obesus (fat sand rat)
Lineage: Eukaryota; Metazoa; Chordata; Mammalia; Rodentia; Muridae
Gene: Gga1
Product: golgi associated, gamma adaptin ear containing, ARF binding protein 1
Exons: 17
Coding region: 409-2322 (637 amino acids)
Biological process (GO): vesicle-mediated transport; intracellular protein transport
Cellular component (GO): trans-Golgi network
Molecular function (GO): phosphatidylinositol binding; ubiquitin binding; small GTPase binding
Source: RefSeq, a predicted model, not a curated record
UCCGGAAGUGACUUCAGAGCCCCUUAGAAACAUGGCCACAGAGCGUUGUUCCGGAAGCGGUCACCGGUAUCUGCGUGACGCGGACUGAGUUAGAGCGUCCUGUGGUGUUUCUAUGGUGCCGCCCGCAACCCCCAGACUCUCGGCUUCCUUUCCCGCCUGAGCGCCCGUCGCUGCGAGGACGCUGACGGGCCCCACUCGCGACUCCGUCAACCACCAGGAGGAGGGGUUGGCAAAGAGGUGACGCUCUGGGCGGUCCCGCCCGCGUCUCGAUGGUGCCCAGCGCCCCAGCGCAGCGGUCCGACUCGCCUGGGCGGACGCGGCCCCUUUAACCGCCUGAGGGCGGGGCUGAAGAGUUCCCGCGAGAGCGGUGGGAGGCGGGGGGCGGUGCCGAGGCGGGGGCCGUGGCGGAUGGAGCCCGCGAUGGAGCCGGAGACUCUGGAGGCGCGAAUCAACAGAGCCACAAACCCCCUGAACAAGGAGCUGAACUGGGCCAGCAUCAACGGUUUCUGCGAGCAGCUCAGCGAAGACUUUGAGGGGCCUCCUCUUGCCACCCGCUUGCUGGCCCACAAGAUCCAGUCUCCACAGGAGUGGGAGGCCAUCCAGGCCUUGACGGUUCUGGAAACAUGCAUGAAGAGCUGCGGCAAGAGGUUCCAUGAUGAGGUGGGCAAGUUCCGCUUCCUGAAUGAGCUCAUCAAGGUUGUAUCUCCCAAGUACUUGGGCUCCCGUACGUCAGAGAAGGUGAAGAAUAAGAUCUUGGAACUGCUGUACAGCUGGACGGUCGGCCUGCCUGAGGAGGUGAAGAUUGCAGAAGCCUACCAGAUGCUGAAGAAGCAGGGGAUUGUGAAGUCUGACCCCAAGCUUCCAGAGGAUGCUGUCUUUUCCCUCCCCCCUCCAAGGCCCAAGAAUGUGAUCUUUGAAGAUGAGGAAAAAUCUAAGAUGCUGGCCCGCCUGCUGAAGAGCUCCCACCCUGAGGACCUCCGGGCUGCCAACAAGCUCAUCAAGGAGAUGGUGCAGGAGGACCAGAAGCGGAUGGAGAAGAUCUCAAAGCGGGUGAAUGCCAUUGAGGAGGUCAACAACAAUGUGAAGCUGCUGACAGAGAUGGUGAUGAGCCACAGCCAGGGCGCUGCAUCCAGCAGCAGUGAGGACCUCAUGAAGGAACUCUACCAGCGCUGUGAGCGCAUGCGUCCCACACUCUUCCGAUUGGCCAGUGACACAGAAGACAAUGAUGAGGCCUUAGCUGAGAUCCUGCAGGCUAAUGACAAUCUCACCCAGGUGAUCAACCUGUACAAGCAGCUGGUCCGGGGUGAGGAGGUCAAUGGUGACGCCACAGCCAGCUCCAUAUCUGGGAGCACCUCAGCCCUGCUGGACCUCUCAGGCCUGGACCUCCCUCCCUCGGGCACCACAUACCCAGUCACGCCCACCCAUCCUGGCAACCAGAGCAGUCCAGAGCAGCCCAGUGCCUCGGUGUCCCUGCUUGAUGACGAGCUCAUGUCUCUAGGCCUAAGUGACCCCACACCGCCUUCAGGCCCCAGCUCAGAUGGUGUGGGGUGGAACAGCUUCCAGUCAUCAGACGGCACUGAACCCUCAGUCCCUCCUCCAGCCCAGGCCCCCAGCAUGGACAGCCGACCACCAGCACAGGCCCCCCCACCAACCAGCAGCGGCCUGGAUGACCUAGACCUCUUGGGGAAGACCCUCCUGCAGCAGGCGCUGCCCCCGGAGGCCCAGCAAGUGCGGUGGGAGAAGCAGCAGCCAGCUCCCCGCCUCACUCUCCGUGACCUGCAGAGUAAGAGCAGCUGCAGUUCGCCCAGUCCGGGAGCCACCAGCCUCCUCCACACCAUGCCCCCAGACCCCCCUGGGCCUCCGCUGCAGCCCACGCCCACUGAGCUCUCCUUAACCAACAUCACUGUGCCCCUGGAGUCCAUCAAACCCAGCAGCAUCUUGCCAGUGACUGUCUAUGACCAGCAUGGCUUCCGUGUCCUGUUCCACUUUGCUCGGGACCCGCUGCCGGGGCGUUCGGACGUGUUGGUGGUGGUGGUCUCCAUGCUGAGCACAGCUCCCCAGCCCAUCCGAAACAUUGUUUUCCAGUCAGCUGUCCCCAAGGUCAUGAAGGUGAGGUUGCAGCCACCUUCCGGCACAGAGCUGCCAGCAUUUAACCCCAUCGUCCACCCCUCAGCCAUCACCCAGGUCCUGCUCCUUGCUAACCCCCAGAAGGAGAAGGUUCGCCUCCGCUACAAGCUCAUCUUCACCAUGGGCGACCAGACCUACAAUGAGAUGGGAGAUGUGGAUCAGUUUCCCCCACCAGAAACCUGGGGGAACCUCUAGGACAGGGGGGCUGGAGAGGAGGGGCAUCAGGACCUGUACCUGUUCGGCCUGGUGUUUCUCUCCUCCCUGUGGCCCCCAGUGACUCUUCCCUCUCCCUCUGCCUGUUCUCCUGCUGAGCCAAACCCAGCAGGAGGCUGGGCCUGAGUUUGCCAUAGCGGCUGAGACCCCCAUCACCAGUGGGAGCCUGGAAUAGGGAGGGCUGUCUGCCCUGGAAGGACUGUCGGGGUGAGGGAAGACGCAUGGCUGUUAGGCCCGGCCCUGACUCCAGCCUGAGGUGGGGUCUUCCCUGCCUGUCUUUUAUGCCUUAUGGAAAGGCCCAGCCAUAAUUCGGAGGCCAUGCUGGAUCUGGGACCAGCCCAGGCCUCCUCCGUGGGAACCCAGUGACUGGGGUGAUGCCCAUGCCCUAGCUGUUUGCACUCGGUGUGUGGUUUGGCUCUUUUUCUUUUGGAAUGGCCCGUGGUUACAGACCUGAAGGAGCGCCAGUCCCUCCAGAGGCCUCCCUAUGCUCUCAGGCCUCCUACAGGCCAGGGAACUUGAAAGCAAAGCCAGAGGACAUGCCCCCUAGAGGGCCAUGGAACUCCCAGAGUUCCAUGCUUCACUUAUCAGCUUCUGCUGGGGCCUCCUGUGAGCACCUCAUAUCUGCCCACCCAUCUGUGGUCAAAAGUAAGGAUCAGUGUGGGUGACAGUAGGAGUAUUUAUAAAAAUAAAAUGACCUUUUCCUGGA